AUGAGUGUGCUCAACCGCUACAGCAUCGUGUCGUCCGAGGAAGAGGGGCUCCGCCUCACUACCAUGCAUGGCAUGAACGGCUUUGGCAAUGGCAAGAUCCACACACGCCGAAAGUGCCGCAACCGCUUCGUGAAGAAGAACGGCCAGUGCAAUGUGCAAUUUGCCAAUAUGGACGACAAGUCGCAGCGCUACAUAGCUGACAUCUUCACCACGUGUGUUGACAUUCGCUGGCGAUGGAUGCUGAUUGUCUUCAGUCUUGUGUUUGUUAUCUCCUGGCUGGCCUUCGGGGUAGCCUUUUGGGUCAUUGCUUUGCUUCAUGGAGAUCUGGAUAACCCAGCAGGAGACGAUAACUUCACUCCCUGCGUCCUACAGGUCAAUGGAUUUGUGGCUGCCUUUCUAUUCUCCAUUGAAACACAGUCCACUAUAGGUUACGGCUACCGCUGCGUGACAGAGGAGUGCCCAGUGGCGGUCUUCAUGGUGGUCGUUCAGUCGAUCGUGGGCUGUAUCAUUGACUGCUUCAUGAUUGGUGCCAUCAUGGCUAAAAUGGCGAGGCCUAAGAAGCGAGCACAAACACUCCUGUUCAGCCACAACGCUGUCAUUGCCAUGCGGGAUGGAAAACUGUGUCUCAUGUGGAGGGUUGGGAAUCUGCGUAAGAGCCACAUUGUAGAGGCCCACGUCAGAGCACAGCUUAUCAAGCCUCGAAUUACUGACGAGGGGGAAUUCAUUCCUCUGGAUCAGAUAGACAUUAAUGUAGGCUUCGACAAAGGAUUGGACAGGAUUUUCUUAGUGUCACCCAUAACAAUUCUCCAUGAGAUCGAUGAGGAGAGCCCUCUUUUUGGGAUCAGCAAACAGGACUUGGAGACGGCAGACUUUGAGAUCAUUGUCAUCUUGGAGGGGAUGGUGGAAGCAACCGCCAUGACCACGCAGGCACGCAGCUCCUACUUGGCUUCCGAGAUCCUCUGGGGUCACAGGUUUGAGCCGGUCCUGUUUGAAGAGAAGAACCUGUACAAGGUGGAUUAUUCUCACUUUCACAAAACCUACGAGGUCCCAUCCACCCCGCGCUGCAGUGCCAAGGAAAUGGUGGAGAACAAGUUCCUCGUGCCCAGCUCUAAUACCUUCUGCUAUGAGAACGAGCUGGCCUUCCUCAAUCGGGAUGACGAGGAGGAGGAGGAGGAGGAGGGUUUAGACGAUGGGAGCAGGGCGCUGGCGAGUGUCAGUCCAGACAGGAACAGCCGACACGAGUUUGAACGCUUACAGGCGACGAGGGCGAUGGAUCAAAGAUCAUACCGGAGGGAGUCAGAGAUAUGA
Nematolebias whitei (Rio pearlfish) is the source of this 1308-nucleotide messenger RNA. RefSeq names its product potassium inwardly rectifying channel subfamily J member 12a (gene kcnj12a). Bases 1 to 1308 code for a protein of 435 amino acids. The record is from RefSeq and is a predicted model, not a curated record. Gene Ontology annotation, molecular function: inward rectifier potassium channel activity. Gene Ontology annotation, cellular component: plasma membrane. Gene Ontology annotation, biological process: regulation of monoatomic ion transmembrane transport; potassium ion import across plasma membrane. NCBI's taxonomy places the organism in Eukaryota, Metazoa, Chordata, Actinopteri, Cyprinodontiformes, Rivulidae. The transcript has a single exon.